Miscanthus lutarioriparius is the source of this 1641-nucleotide messenger RNA. The record is from the annotation of a GenBank genome assembly. Lineage: Eukaryota; Viridiplantae; Streptophyta; Magnoliopsida; Poales; Poaceae.
AUGUCCUACUCAGUCCUUAUUAUCCUUAUUAAAGGAUUUGUGGCUUUUGCCUCUGGAGGUUCUUACUUUUCUGCCUUGCCAACGUUGCAGCUGCUCCCAGAGACUAACCAUAAGGUGACAAAGGCGAACGUGAUGAAUCAGUCUUGGUCCAGACCAGCAGCAGUAAGGAGCAAUGGGAGUUACCUUGCCAAGGAUCAGAACCCUCGUGCACCUGACCUUGCCGAGAAGCUGUCUCAGCUGUCAAUGGGCCCCAACAGGGUUUCGGGUUUGGGUUCCGAGAGGUUCCCUACAGAUCUGAAGUAUCGAACCCAUGGGAACACUGUCAAGCGCCCCUUGCCCGUGGGAUCCAGGGCGUGGCAUGGCCCAGCCGACCCCUUCCGGCGCCCAUACGAGAUGCCAGGUGAUAGGGCUCUCCUUCCGAGGAAGCUCCGCAGGAGGCGCCCUCAACGGCUCGGGGAAGGAGAUGGUGGUGAAGGCGGAGGGCUCGCCCUCAAAGGCGCGGUGGAAGGAGAAAGUGGUGAAGGCGGAGGAGGCCUUGCCUUCAACGCCACGGGGGGAGGGCAAAGUGGUGAAGGCGAAGGCCUCGCCCUCCAGGGCGUGGCAAGAGGGGAGGAGAAGAAGGCGGAGGAAACGGCGGACCGGGAGGAAGAGUCGGAGGAGGAGUUGGAACAGGGCGACGAAGACGACGUGGAGGAAUAUGAGAAUUGGAACUACUUCCCCGGGCUAGGUGUCGAGUUGGGAAACAAUGGGAUCAUUCUGGUCCUUUUUGAAACGCCCUCUGGCUUUGCGUUGUUCAGUUAUGAUGGGGUGAAACUCCUUCUGCCAGGUGCCAUAGAGCACAUAUGGACUGAUUUCGUGAAGUGUGAUAUAGCAGAAACAAUUUGUUGGCUGAAAGCAUUUGAAGCUUUUGAGGAUAAGGCCAGUGCCAUUGACCCUAAUACUGGUGUUAAUGAACAACUUGCGAAGAUGAUCGGAUGCUGUAUCAAGCCUGACCAGAAACUAGCUGUAGGAAGUCAUGAAUAUAAGGAAAUCAUCGAAAAAACCAUGAAAAUAUCUUGCCUGCAUGAUAGUACUGUGAUGGAGGUUAUGUGGGGCCUGAAGAAUUGCAUGCACCAUUUAGUGCCUGCCGAGCUGACUAAGGAUGAUCGCCCCAUCAUGAGUGAAGGAAUGAAAAGGGUCUUGGAUAAAUAUCACUUUGUCUACAAACCAGAGAUUAUUAAUGAUCGUAUUAUUGAGGUGGCAUGUGUCGUGUAUAACUAUGAUUGUUGUGUGGAAAAACAUUCUGAAUCCUUGCGUGAGGCUGGCAAACACCUUAAGAACAUAUCUGGCAUUAAUUCUAAGGGUUGGAGUUUGUUUAAACUUGCCACCGCUCUCAAGAUGGUAUGUUACCCUGAAGAUCAUCUUUUAGCUGGUCAUCCUCGGCAGAUCUUUUCAGAAGAUGAGCUAAAGAAGCUGCUGCAGAAUGCACCAGAAUACAAAGACAAAUUAAAGCCGAAGGCCGUCAAGCUAGUCUAUGAAGACAUUGUGUGGGCCCUUGGAAUUAGGAAUAAGUGGCUAGGACAGUUGCCCCGUUACUUGAAGGAAGCUGAAGAAGCAUAUGAAGCUAAACAAGUGAUGAGCCAAGUGAUUCUAGAGGACUAG